UAUCUUUCCCUUCCCUCCUCCUAAUCCAUCUCCCAAGAAGUUGCUUCAGAUUCACCAUGAGAGGGGAUCAAGAACUCCAAGUCAUUGUUCAACAGGAAAAAGAACCAAAUCCAACAGAGCAGGAAGACAGGAAUUCAUCAGUACCUAAGUCAAGGAGUUUCAGAAAGUGGCUCCGGAUUGGUAGCUACACGUUCUUUGUCCUGUCUGGCCAAACAGUUGCCACAAUCUUGGGCAGGAUGUACUAUGACAAUGGAGGAAAGAGCAAAUGGCUGGCAACACUUGUUCAGCUUGUAGGUUUCCCUAUCCUGCUUCCUUAUUACUUCCUGUCACCUGUCAAAGAAGAUGUGACCACAACUUUGGGAAAUUUCAGACCAGCUUCACCUGUGAGUGUUGGAUCAGUUUAUGUCGUGCUAGGACUCAUUGUAGGAGCUGACUGCUACUUGUACUCUAUCGGGUUGCUUUACCUACCAGUGUCUACUUAUUCCCUUAUAUGUGCAUCCCAGCUAGCUUUCAAUGCUUUCUUUUCUUACUUCCUCAACUCACUGAAACUCACUCCUUUCAUCUUGAAUGCCCUUUUUCUCCUCACUAUCUCCUCCACCCUCCUCGCUUUCAACGAUGAGGAAAAGAAUUCUGCAAAAGUUUCGAAAGGAAAGUAUGCCAUAGGGUUCAUAUGCACAGUUGGUGCUUCUGCUGGAUAUGGUCUUGUCUUAUCCCUUCAACAGCUAGCUUUCUGCAAAGUCCUAAAGAGGCAAACUUUCUCAGUAGUCAUGGACAUGAUAAUCUACUUGGGGCUAGUUGCUAGUUUCGUUAGCAUGGUAGGGCUUUUCGCUAGUGGCGAGUGGAGAAGUUUAAACCAUGAGAUGCAAAGAUACAAACUUGGGAAGGUAUCCUACAUCAUGAACCUGGUCUGGACUGCUGUCUCUUGGCAGGUAUUCUCUAUCGGUGGUACAGGACUGAUCUUUGAGCUUUCCUCUUUGUUCUCAAACGCGAUAAGUGUUCUGGGUCUGCCUGUGGUUCCUAUCUUGGCUGUGAUCAUUUUCCAUGACAAAAUGAAUGGGUUAAAGGUGAUUUCCAUGGUCUUAGCUAUUUGGGGUUUCACUUCCUAUGCAUACCAACACUAUCUUGAUGAGAACAAAAUGAAGAACAUGCAUGGAACCCCCAUAAUGGAGUCCUCAAACCCAUCAAUACCAGAAGAGAUGGACGAGCAGUCGAGAUAGGCCGAUAUGUGUCCACACAGAUGAUGUCCUACUUUCACGAGUACAUAGACUCAUCGAGUAACCUAGUUUUCUCAUCAGCCUGAAUCUAUCGUACAAUGAAGAAUAGACAAUACAUUAUUCAUGAUGCAACUCAGAAUGAAGUCCCAGUCAAGAAUAGUUUGCAUCGAUGUAAUAGGGAGUGGUUUUACCUUUAAUAUAUACUAUAUUUUUUCUGGUUUA
Molecule: messenger RNA, 1436 nt
Organism: Tarenaya hassleriana
Lineage: Eukaryota; Viridiplantae; Streptophyta; Magnoliopsida; Brassicales; Cleomaceae
Product: probable purine permease 10
Exons: 2
Coding region: 57-1217 (386 amino acids)
Cellular component (GO): membrane
Molecular function (GO): purine nucleoside transmembrane transporter activity
Source: RefSeq, a predicted model, not a curated record